GAAAUAGAGGGGAGUUUUUAGGAUUCUCGCCGUAACAUAAGGGGCGAAUCUGAAAGUUAAUCAAACCAACACAACACCCAUUUGAUGAGGCAAAUUGUCAUUUUUGCUUCAGGGUGCAAACUGCAAAGGAUCGAAUUAUAACGUCAGAAACCCCGGCUAGCAAGAGAAGAUGAAAAUGGCGGACUGGGAGAUGGUAGAACUGCACAGAAAUUCAGGCAACUGGGAAAAAUUGGUGGAAGAAAUAGUGAGAAUAGAGAAAAGGGUCUUCCCAAAGCACGAGUCGCUUGCAAAAUCAUUCGAAGAAGAAUUGAAAAAGAAGAACAAUGGCUUGCUUUACUCUAAAAUUGGUGGUGAAAUUGCCGGAUAUGUCAUGUAUUCUUGGCCCUUCUCACUCUACGCUUCUAUCACAAAACUUGCAGUGAAAGAGAACUACAGGAGGCAGGGUCAUGGCGAAGCGUUGCUUAAAGCAGCUAUAGAGAAAUGUAAAACUAGAAACAUCCACCGAAUAUCACUUCAUGUAGAUCCCUCAAGAAUUGCAGCCAUGAAUCUGUACAAGAAACUUGGCUUCCAGGUGGAUAGUUUAGUAGAAUGCUACUACUCUUCAGAUAGAAAUGCCUACAGAAUGUACUUGGAUAUUGACACUGAUUAGCAGAACUAAUGUAUGCAAACAUGAUCAACCAUCCGCUGCAUUGUGGGCUAUCGACGUGGAAAGGGAUUCAGUUUGGACUCUGAAUUACAAAAUUCAGUAAAAUUUCAUUAUGAGCUCUUUGAAGAGAAUCCAAGGAAUUAUGCCUAGAUAAAGAAAUGGUGAUCUACAAUUGUCCAAAUCUGCCCUUUUCAUGGGACUUAUUUAUCAUUGAGAACUAUUGCCCUCUUGAAGAGAUUUCGUUGCAGGACUUAUAGCAUCAGCUUACAGCGAAGCACAAGCUUCUUGUACUAAAAAUGAUAGGACAUGCGGCUCUGAUGCAUCUAUAGUCCCUUGAAUUUGGCCCUUCAUGAUCAACUUUCCAUGUUCACCAUUAACUCUCAUCUUGAAUGAAAAUUAGUUCUUAAAUGAUAUUUUUGGUUUUACCUCUUUAAAGCCAUGAUGAAAUGUAUAUCUCGAAAUGGCAAAUCUUCAAUUCAAAUUAGAGUACUUCCAUUGCUUCUCUGUUGUUGCUUUCUGUUGCGGAAUCUUGGAGGUGAAAUGGCAACUAUGGACUGAAAAGAACGGUGAAGUAUGGUAUGCUUAAUGCUUUUGUCUUCCAUAGAUUCUGCAACAAACACGGACAUUGUUUACUGCUUUCAUGGCUAGCCGAUGUA
Messenger RNA from Sesamum indicum (sesame), 1302 nucleotides. RefSeq names its product Acyl-CoA N-acyltransferases (NAT) superfamily protein. Gene Ontology annotation, molecular function: N-acetyltransferase activity. The record is from RefSeq and is a predicted model, not a curated record. NCBI's taxonomy places the organism in Eukaryota, Viridiplantae, Streptophyta, Magnoliopsida, Lamiales, Pedaliaceae. Gene Ontology annotation, biological process: N-terminal protein amino acid acetylation.